AUGGAGGGUUUCGGGGACGAUCCAGAUGGCAUGGGAUUUGAGAUGCCCAUGCUGAUGAACCAGCCGCCCCAGAUCUUCGGCGCAUACAACCCAGAUCGCUCGCCCGUGCCUCCGUCUCUUUCUGGACCUCUUUUCCACGAUGACCCAAAUAUGCAUACAGGCGAUGAGAGUAACGAUGCGAAGAGGAGAAGGAUAGCUAGGGCGUGCGAUAUGUGCCGCAAGAAGAAGAUCAAAUGCGACGGGAAAAUGCCAAAAUGUUCGCAUUGCAUCAACUACAAGACAGAAUGUGUUUUCACACAGGUGGAGAAGAAGAGGAAUCCUCCUAAGGGGGCCAAGUAUAUCGAGGGUUUAGAGAACCGCCUGGGCAGGAUGGAAACUCUUCUGAGAUUGUCCGGGCUGUUGGGAGAAGACGAUGCUGGCAAAACAGACCUUGGCACGUUAGAAAAGCGCCUCGCAGACCGGUCCUUUGCCCAAGGCAAAGCGAUGAGAAACUUGAAUCGAUCCGGUUCUGUGGGUGCAGCUGCGGCGCCUCAAGCAUCUGGAUCGCAUCAGUCCACCCCGCGCAUGGAGAGCCAGUCUAGUCCGCGAAAUUCGGUCGCGUCACCGUCGUCCCAGAAAGAGUCCGAAACGGAAGUUGAGGCGCUCUCUGAUAUGAUGUGUUCUCUUGUUACGAAUAACUGCGGAGAGACGCGCUAUAUUGGUUCCUCCUCCGGAUUCUCGAUAUUUUCGCCCAAGGGCAUCCAAUGGGUCAACGAGAAGACCGGCGAUUCUUCCUUCCAGGACAUGAUUUCUUCUGCGUACGUAGACGAUAACAAAUGGAUAUACUGGAAGCCGGAGAUCUUCAGUGAUAUAUUCGCCCGUCGUGUCUUCAAGCCAUUACCGCCGAAGGAUGAAGCCUUAUCCCUGUUCAGGGACUAUUUUGACAACUUCAACUGCAUGUUUCCGCUAUUUCACGAACCUACAUUUAUGCACCUAGCUGAACGGCAGUACUCGCGCGACCCGUACGAAGGAUCUGGGUGGUGGGCAAGCAUCAAUGUCGUCCUGGCGAUCGCACAUCGACUUCGGGUUAUGAGUAACCUGGUACCUCAGGAGGAGGAUAAAAAGGCUUGGCUUUACCUGAAGAAUGCCAUGGGAGUCUUGACAGAGCUUACAAUGAGGAAUACGGACUUACUGAGUGUCCAGGCCUUGUUGGGAAUGUCCCUAUUUCUGCAAGGAACUCCUAAUCCGCAGCCCUCCUUCUUCCUCGUGGCGGCAGCAAUUCGACUUUCUCACAGCAUCGGCCUUCAUAAACGGGGUUCUGGCUUUGGCUUGAACCCGGUUGAGGUGGAGCAGCGCAAGAGGGUAUUCUGGAUCGCUUACCUUCUUGACAAAGAUAUAUGUUUGCGUUCCGGUCGACCCCCGGUACAAGACGACGAUGACAUGAAUGUCGAGCUUCCCAGCGAAGAUCCUCCAGACAACAUCGGUAAUAUCCCGCUGUCUGACGGCAAAGGAAAAUUCAACCUAUUCAGAGCGAUGUGCACAUUUGCCACUAUCGAGAGUAAGGUGUAUAAGCGGUUAUACUCCACGAGAGCAGCGAAACAAUCUGAUGGAGAGCUCUUAAAUACAAUUGGGGAGCUAGAUAGAGAGCUCGAAGAGUGGAAAGAGAGCAUCCCCUUGGAUUUCCGGCCCGAGUACGAGAUCAAGGCAUCCCAUACUCCGUUGAUUCUCCAUCUCGUUGUCCUCCAUUUCUCCUAUUACAACUGUCUUACAACCAUCCAUCGGAUGUCGGUUCAUCAUGGAUACUGGACCAGCAGGCUCUCCAACUACGCCAUACAAGGUCUGAAUGCCCGGCCACUCAACCCCAGGGUCUUCUCGUCAGCAGUGCUCUGCGUUGCCGCAGCGCGAGCAUCGAUAAAUCUGAUCAAAUACAUUCCACAAGGAGAUUUUGCCUGCGUAUGGUUGAUUCUGUAUUAUCCUGUCUCAGCGCUGGUUACUCUCUUUGCCAACAUCCUCCAGAAUCCCCAGGAUGCUCGAGCUCGCUCUGACGUCAAGUUGAUGAACUUGGUCGUCAACUUCUUGUCGAUGUUGGUUUCAGAUGAGUCGAAUGGCAGCGUGAAGCGCAUGCUUAGUGUCUGUGCUGAGUUCGAACGAAUUGCAAAAGUCGCGCUUGACAAAGCAGAGAAAGAGUCACACACGAAAAGAAAACGCAAGGUCGGCCCGGAGGAGAAGGAUUCCCAAUCUCAGCCCAGUGCGGCAGAGCCCCAGACACCGACUUCCUCAAGGCCUUCCGAAGCAGCGCAGACUUCCUUUUCACCUACAUCUCUUGACAACACUAAUCCGAGUGCUUUCAAUCGGAUGAACAAUGGCAUAAGCUCUCCGUCUGCCAAUCCUGUAAACGGCGGUGUCCCUCGCGGAUCGAACGGCGAUGACACCUCGAACAUGCCGAAUUUCAGUCAAGAGUUCCAGGACAUGCUCAGCCCUAACGGCCUGGGACAGGUUGGAUUUAAUGAUCAGCAGCCGUUCUCAACCUCUUCCACGGCAGGGAUGAAUGUUCCCUCCUUCCAACAACCGUUUGUCCCCCAGGACCUAUGGCAGAUGCCUAUGACUCUCGAAUGGGACUGGGCGGAUAUGGCCAAUACUAAUUUUCCUAUAUUUGAGAAUGGAGAUGGACCAGGUGGCCCGCAAGGAAAUGGGCCAUGA
This is a messenger RNA of Paecilomyces variotii, 2679 nucleotides long. RefSeq names its product fungal-specific transcription factor domain protein. NCBI's taxonomy places the organism in Eukaryota, Fungi, Ascomycota, Eurotiomycetes, Eurotiales, Thermoascaceae. Bases 1 to 2679 code for a protein of 892 amino acids. The transcript is spliced from 7 exons. The record is from RefSeq and is a predicted model, not a curated record. Gene Ontology annotation, biological process: regulation of DNA-templated transcription; DNA-templated transcription. Gene Ontology annotation, molecular function: zinc ion binding; DNA binding; DNA-binding transcription factor activity, RNA polymerase II-specific.